AUGUCGGAACAAAGUGCCUCGACGUCGAUGGUGGAAGUUGGAGGUCCUCUACGGAAGUAUUGGAACAAGAUUUGGGCAGCCAAAGUUCCUGCUAAUGUCAGAAUGUUGGUUUGGCGUCUUGUGCAUGGGAUUGUCCCAACCAGGUCAGCUCUUAUUUUACGUCAUGUCCAUAUUAUGGAUGUUGCAUGUGUGUUUUGUAAAUCUACCAAUGAAACGAGUUUGCAUGUUUUUAAAGAAUGUGCUUUUCUCCAAAGCUUUUGGAGACUAUGCCCACUUGGUUUGAAUUCAAGGGAACAUGCAGCUUGUGGUAUGAAGGAGUGGAUCUUUGACAUGAUUGAUAUACCAAGCAAUGACCAGCUUGACUUGUUCUUUAUGGCUCUUUGGUCUGUGUGGAUAGAGAGAAACAAGAUAGUUUGGAAUGAUGGGAGUUGUCAGCCUAUGUACAUGAUUCAGUGGUGUAUGAGAAGCCUGGAAGAGUUCCAGAAAUAUCACCCUAAAGCAACGAAUAAGAAGAAAAGACGGGUGACUAAAUGGCAAUGUCCACCUAAAGGUAGGCUGAAGAUUAACAUAGAUGGGGCUUACAAAGCUGACACAAAUGUUGGAGGCAUUGGAGUGAUAGUCAGAGAUGAUUUGGGCAUAGGUAUUGCCGCUAUUGCAAGGCCUUUUCAGCGUGCUCACUCGAUGAUUAAUAUGGAGGCUGAGGCAUGUAGAGCAGGCCUUCUUCUUAGUAUACACCAAGGUUGGACGAAUGUAGUUAUCGAGAGCGACUCUGCCCUUCUAAUUACUGCACUCCAGAGUAGGGAGGUUAAUUUCUCGGAGACAUGGUUCUAA
Messenger RNA from Rosa chinensis, 831 nucleotides. RefSeq lists its product as uncharacterized. Gene Ontology annotation, molecular function: nucleic acid binding; RNA-DNA hybrid ribonuclease activity. NCBI's taxonomy places the organism in Eukaryota, Viridiplantae, Streptophyta, Magnoliopsida, Rosales, Rosaceae. The record is from RefSeq and is a predicted model, not a curated record. The transcript has a single exon. Bases 1 to 831 code for a protein of 276 amino acids.